GGCCUGCGCGGGCGGCCGCAGCGGCGGGAGCAGGCCGCGAACCGGUGCCGGGACGGGAAGCGGAGCCGCGAGCGGAAGCGGAGGCGGAGCCGCGAGCGGAAGCGGAGCCGAGCGGGGUUUCUCCGUGCGCGCCGCCAUGUCGGACAGCGACGACAGCAACUUCUCGGAGGAGGAGAGCGAGCGCAGCAGCGAGGCCGAGGAGGCCGAGGCUGAGGAGGAGCACGCCAGCGCGGCCGGCAGCGAGAAGGAGGAGGCGGAGGAGGAGGAGGAGGAAGAGGAGUACGACGAGGAGGAGGAGGAGGAAGAUGACGACCGGCCAGCCAAAAAACCCCGCCACGGGGGCUUCAUCCUGGAUGAGGCCGACGUCGACGACGAGUACGAGGACGAGGACCAGUGGGAGGAUGGGGCCGAGGACAUCCUGGAGAAAGAAGAGAUCGAAGCUUCCAACAUCGACAACGUGGUGCUGGACGAGGACCGCUCGGGCGCUCGGCGGUUGCAGAAUCUCUGGAGGGAUCAACGCGAGGAGGAGCUGGGCGAGUAUUACAUGAAGAAAUACGCCAAGUCCUCAGUGGGAGAGACCGUUUACGGCGGCUCCGAUGAGCUCUCGGAUGACAUCACGCAGCAGCAGCUGCUGCCUGGAGUCAAGGAUCCCAACCUCUGGACUGUGAAGUGCAAGAUCGGCGAGGAGCGCGCCACAGCCAUUGCCCUGAUGCGGAAAUUCAUCGCCUACCAGUUCACCGACACGCCCCUGCAGAUCAAGUCGGUGGUGGCCCCCGAGCACGUCAAGGGCUACAUCUACGUGGAGGCGUACAAGCAGACGCACGUGAAGCAGGCGAUCGAGGGCGUGGGCAACCUGCGCAUGGGCUACUGGAACCAGCAGAUGGUCCCCAUCAAGGAGAUGACAGACGUGCUGAAGGUGGUGAAGGAGGUCACCAACCUCAAGCCCAAGUCCUGGGUGCGCCUCAAGAGGGGGAUCUACAAGGACGACAUCGCCCAGGUGGAUUACGUGGAGCCCAGCCAGAACCAGAUCUCCCUCAAGAUGAUCCCCCGCAUCGACUUCGACCGCAUCAAAGCCCGCAUGAGCCUGAAGGACUGGUUUGCCAAGCGCAAGAAGUUCAAGCGCCCCCCCCAGCGGCUUUUCGAUGCUGAGAAGAUCCGCUCCCUGGGAGGCGACGUGGCAUCGGAUGGAGACUUCCUCAUCUUUGAAGGCAACCGCUACAGCCGCAAGGGCUUUCUCUUCAAGAGCUUUGCCAUGUCGGCCGUGAUCACGGAAGGCGUGAAGCCCACCCUGUCGGAGCUGGAGAAGUUCGAGGACCAGCCCGAGGGCAUUGACUUGGAGGUGGUGACGGAGAGCACAGGGAAGGAGCGUGAGCACAACUUCCAGCCCGGUGACAACGUGGAGGUGUGCGAGGGCGAGCUGAUCAACCUGCAGGGCAAGAUCCUCAGCGUCGAUGGCAACAAGAUCACCAUCAUGCCCAAACACGAGGACCUGAAGGACAUGCUGGAGUUCCCAGCUCAGGAGCUGCGCAAGUAUUUCAAGAUGGGCGACCACGUGAAAGUGAUCGCGGGGCGUUUUGAGGGUGACACGGGCCUCAUCGUUCGGGUGGAGGAGAACUUUGUCAUCCUCUUCUCUGACCUCACCAUGCACGAGCUCAAGGUUCUACCGCGGGACCUGCAGCUCUGCUCGGAGACUGCCUCGGGCGUGGACGUUGGGGGGCAGCACGAGUGGGGCGAGCUGGUGCAGCUGGACCCCCAGACCGUGGGCGUCAUUGUCCGCCUGGAGCGCGAGACCUUCCAGGUGCUGAACAUGUACGGGAAGGUGGUGACGGUGCGGCACCAGGCCGUCACCAGGAAGAAGGACAACCGCUUCGCCGUCGCCCUCGACUCGGAGCAGAACAACAUCCACGUCAAGGACAUCGUCAAGGUCAUCGACGGGCCCCACUCGGGCCGCGAGGGGGAGAUCCGGCACCUCUUCCGCGGCUUUGCCUUCCUGCACUGCAAGAAGCUGGUGGAGAACGGCGGCAUGUUUGUCUGCAAGACCCGACACCUCGUCCUGGCCGGUGGUUCCAAGCCACGGGACGUCACCAACUUCACAGUGGCUGGCUUUACUCCCAUGAGCCCCCGUAUCACCAGCCCAAUGCACCCCAGCGGGGCUGGCCAGCGCGGCGGCUUUGGCGGCGGCGGCAUGAGCCGUGGGCGCGGGCGGCGGGAUAACGACCUCAUCGGGCAGACGGUGCGCAUCUCCCAAGGACCUUACAAAGGCUACAUCGGGGUGGUGAAGGACGCAACGGAGUCGACGGCCCGCGUGGAGCUGCACUCCACCUGCCAGACCAUCUCGGUGGACCGCCAGCGCCUGACCACAGUGGGCUCGCGGCGCCCUGGUGGGAUGACAUCGACCUAUGGGCGCACCCCGAUGUACGGCUCCCAGACCCCGAUGUACGGCUCGGGCUCCCGCACCCCGAUGUACGGCUCCCAGACGCCCCUGCAUGACGGCAGCCGCACGCCACACUACGGCUCGCAGACCCCGCUGCACGAUGGCAGCCGCACGCCUGCCCAGAGCGGUGCCUGGGAUCCCAACAACCCCAACACGCCUUCCAGGGCCGACGAGGACUUUGAGUACGGCUUCGAUGAUGAGCCCACGCCCUCACCGCAAGGCUACGGUGGCACCCCCAAUCCGCAGACCCCCGGCUACCCCGACCCCUCGUCCCCACAGGUCACCCAGCCGUACAACCCCCAGACCCCUGGCACGCCGGCCAUGUACAACACCGACCAGUUCUCCCCCUACGCCGUGCCAUCGCCACAGGGCUCCUACCAACCCAGCCCCAGCCCCCAGAGCUACCACCAGGUGGCCCCCAGCCCCGUGGGCUACCAAAACACCCACUCGCCGGCCAGCUACCACCCUACACCAUCGCCUAUGGCCUAUCAGGCCAGCCCCAGCCCCAGCCCAGUGGGGUACAGCCCCAUGACCCCCGGGGCGCCAUCCCCGGGGGGGUACAACCCCCACACCCCCGGUUCGGGCAUCGAGCAGAGCUCCAGUGACUGGGUGACCACCGACAUCCAGGUGAAGGUCCGGGACACCUACCUGGACAGCCAGGCGGUGGGACAGACGGGCGUCAUCCGCAGCGUCACGGGGGGGAUGUGCUCCGUGUACCUGAAGGACAGCGAGAAGGUGGUGAGCAUCUCCAGCGAGCACCUGGAGCCCGUCACCCCCACCAAGAGCAACAAGGUGAAGGUGAUCCUGGGUGAGGACCGGGAGGCCACCGGCAUCCUGCUCAGCAUCGACGGCGAGGAUGGCAUCGUCCGCAUGGACCUGGAUGAGCAGCUCAAGAUCCUCAACCUGCGCUUCCUGGGCAAGCUCCUGGAGGCCUGAGCGCCCCCUCCCCGCUGCCCUCCCCCGCUCUGCUUUUCUCUUUCUUUUUUAUGUCUUUUUUUCCCCUCUUUUUCUCAUUUUACAUCCCCUUUGCCCUGGCGCCUGUUCGUGAUGGGAUUUCGGUGUCCAAUAAAAGCUGUUGUGCGCCA
Cygnus olor (mute swan) is the source of this 3519-nucleotide messenger RNA. It is a transcript of the gene SUPT5H, whose product is annotated as SPT5 homolog, DSIF elongation factor subunit. The record is from RefSeq and is a predicted model, not a curated record. Gene Ontology annotation, biological process: regulation of transcription by RNA polymerase II; regulation of DNA-templated transcription elongation; transcription elongation by RNA polymerase II. Gene Ontology annotation, molecular function: mRNA binding; protein binding. Gene Ontology annotation, cellular component: DSIF complex. Lineage: Eukaryota; Metazoa; Chordata; Aves; Anseriformes; Anatidae.